AUGGUCGCUGGUUGCAUUCAGCACAUCAAUACCGAACGCGACAGCUAUUUUGAUCUUACUCCCAUUGAGGAACAAAAACAAAGUGAGGCCCCUACUGAAGGCAACAAUGUGGGAACAGAAUGUGUAAUGGACUAUAGUGAUCAAUUCACAACUUAUUUGAUAUUCAAUGGUAGAGAUGCAUUGCUUAGAUGGGCUCGUGAACAAGGAAAAAUGAAUAAUAUUGUCAUUGUAAUUAAAAGGUCUGAUUAUGGAGGUGAGAGUAAGAGGAAACCUCGUGUAAUACUUGGUUGUGAGAGGAACGGUAACUAUAAGUCUAGCAAGUCUAGUGAGACAACUGAUAUAAGGUUGGAUGCAAAUAGUGAUAUGAAAAAAUGUGCUAGGGACACUGGUACGAAGAAAUGUGGAUGCCCAUUCUUGUUAAAAGGAGUCAAUAUUGGUGAUGGGGAUGAUUGGAAGUUGGAGGUGGUUUAUGGAGUACACAACCAUCCUAUUUCAGAGUAUCUUCAAGGUAAUUCAUUUGUGGGGCAACUUUCUGAAGAGGAGAAUGCCUUGUUGGUGGACAUGUUUAAGAGUUUGGUGAAACCCAGAGAUAUUUUGGUCACCAUUAAAGAUAGAGAUGCAAUGAAUGUUUCAACUAUGAAGACAAUAUACAAUGCUAGGAUUCGAAAUAGAACUAAAGAAUUUGUUAGGGGAACCCAAAUGCAACAAUUGUUUACUAAGUUAUCCGAACACAAUUAUAUUGAGUGGCAUGGGACAUCUAGUGAUAUUGUAACUGACCUGUUUUAG
Messenger RNA from Prunus dulcis (almond), 786 nucleotides. RefSeq lists its product as uncharacterized. The transcript has 3 exons. Lineage: Eukaryota; Viridiplantae; Streptophyta; Magnoliopsida; Rosales; Rosaceae. Bases 1 to 786 code for a protein of 261 amino acids. The record is from RefSeq and is a predicted model, not a curated record.